AUGCCGGGGACUUUUCUGUCAGCCGGCCAGGCUAGGGCCCUCAAUAUCAUCCUGCAACUGGGGUCAUCACUGUCCAUUGCUGGCUGCAUUUUCAUUAUUACUACAUUUUGCUUCUGCAAAUCUUUUCACAAGCCUAUCAAUAGGCUGGUAUUCUAUGCUUCUUUUGGGAACUUCUUUGCAAGCGUUGCCUUUAUGAUGGCAGGCAUAUAUGUCAAUGCGCCUCGGAGUGCUGGUUGCCAGGCGCAAGGGUUUCUCCUAGACAUGUUUGUUGCGGCUGAUGCGUUUUGGACCCUCGCCAUGGCCAUCAAUGUAUACCUCACCUUCUACUUCCGAUUUGAUGCUGUGCGGCUGAGGCAGAUGGAGAUUCCGUACCUGAUAUUUUGCUACGCUGUCCCAUUCACCCCUGCCUUUGCCUACUUAUUUAUCAAGAACGCGGCAGGCGAGCGUGUCUAUGGAUCUGCUGGCAUUUGGUGCUGGAUUACGCCGAAAUGGGAUAUUCUUCGCAUUGCUACGUUCUAUGGGCCGGUGUGGGGCAUCCUCGCAAUCACUCUAACCAUCUAUCUCCGCUCCGGCAGCACCAUAUACAGGAAGCAUCGCCAACUUCGCAAGUUCCAAGGGACUGGUUCCGGGGCUAUAUCGUCAACAAAUCGCGGCGAAGUUGGUACCAACAUGAAGACGACGGAGGUUACCAUCAUUUCUGAGUCGGUCGGCAAGUCAGAGACGAUGGAGAUGCAGGCCUUGGGAGGCCAAGCCACUGCUCAUGCGUCCAGUAACCCACAACAAUUCCGUCGUGACAAAACGCCAAUGGGAGCGGAAGACUCUACACAGCCAUCUACACACGCGCCAACGCAUGCUACCUCGGUAUCGGCUGGUGCGGUUUCUCGUCCGCAACGACGUAUUUACCACGAAGUCAACAAUGCGGCAUGGCAAUACACGAAGUGCGCUCUGCUCUUCUUCCUAGUCAUCGUCAUUACUUGGAUACCGUCCAGCGCGAACCGUGUCUAUUCAUACAUUCACCCCGGCGAGAUCAGCAUAACGUUGCAGUUCAUGAGCGCAACCGUGCUGCCAUUGCAAGGAUUUUGGAACGCUGUUAUUUACGCCGUCACCUCGGCUGCGGCUUGUAAGCAGCUUUUCAACCAGAUAAAGGAGCUGGUGUUGGAGAAAACGGGCAGAGACGGCGGAAGCAAUAUCCGGGGUAGACAAGACGAGCCACGACGCUCGAUGGGCAUUGGGGGUAAUUUCGGGACAGUAAGGAAUAAUGGCGCGGACUCAGAAACUGAAAGCAUGAGGGAGCUGGCGAAGAGUGUUGAUGGUUCGGAUGAUGGACGAAGCGCGAGUAUUGCCGUCUCUAAACGCGGAGCUUAG
This is a messenger RNA of Pochonia chlamydosporia 170, 1365 nucleotides long. RefSeq names its product G-protein coupled receptor. The record is from RefSeq and is a predicted model, not a curated record. Lineage: Eukaryota; Fungi; Ascomycota; Sordariomycetes; Hypocreales; Clavicipitaceae. The coding region runs from base 1 to 1365 and encodes 454 amino acids. Gene Ontology annotation, biological process: cell surface receptor signaling pathway; adenylate cyclase-activating G protein-coupled receptor signaling pathway. Gene Ontology annotation, molecular function: G protein-coupled receptor activity. Gene Ontology annotation, cellular component: plasma membrane. The transcript has 3 exons.